UGUUACUUAAGUAAGUUUCAUAUGUUUUAAUUUAUAAUCGUAAAAUGAUCUUAAAAGUUUAGGUUGCCAGGGAAACGACCUAGCGUCCUGGGUCCUAGGGCCUACGCCUAAGCUCUUACUUCUUACUAAUACUAAUUGGAAGCGCCGUAAGUUCGUAAGGCAGUGAGUCACCGGUAAUUUAAUAUUUUAGACGCUCUUAACAUAAUGGCAGAUAACUGUUGCUGUUGUCCAUGUUGCUGCAAAAACACUAAGCAGCCUCAAACUGGCGAAAUGCGUGAGACUUGGUGUGCAGUUGAGAGAAUGAAGGAAGAAGAUUGGUGUCGCAAACAAAGAGCCCACAUACCAAGAUAUCAAGAGGAAAUGAAAAGUGACAUUUUCGGUUUCUGCAUUGACACAAGCCAAAAUGAGCCCAGAUGUACUUUUGAGAAACCCAAACCUCGCCACACUGAAAGGAGACAUUUCUGCAAAAUUCACAGUUAGUAAUGUCAUAAAUAUUUAUAUGCAUAGUUUUGUGUUGUUGUUUGUCAGCAAAUGCGAAGAUGACCAAGGCUAUAUUACAAGCUGAGUACACAGGUGGCCUGUCGGUCCUAUAUUUGUGCCUAGAAAUUAAAGUGGAAAGCUUUCCAGCACAUGGGACACACAGUGGGGGUCCUAGUGCCCACCAGCUAAGUGUUUCCCACUAGAGAGUUCACCAAUCAUUUGUCGUUUGACAUUCCUGCCCAUCUGGCUUGUCCUUUUUUUUUGUAGGAGCAUGGUUGGAUGCUGAUAAAAUUAGCACAUUGUAAGACCUCUGUAUCAGGAACUCUGUCCUGCCGCCUUAUGUCCAGAAGUUUAUAUAGUCAGUGUAGGUGGAGAUGGUUUGGUUGUCUAGCAUGUCUGCUGCACACUGUCCACAUCUUGCUAACAUAUAGGAGAGAUGUUAAGAUGAUUGCCCUUUAUACUAUCAGCUUAGUGACGAGACUGAGACCCCUUCACUCCCAAACACUCUUGUGGAGUCUCCCAAAUGUAACAUUUGCUUUGGAAAUUUGGUUUUUAUCUCAUCAUCUAUUGUUUUUGAGCUAGAGAGGGUGUUGCCCAAAUAUGAGAAUCUUUCUACUGUUUGGAGAUUCUAUCCCUUCAGUGAUAUUUAAGCUUCUUUGUAAGCUUUUCCUGGAGCUGGCUGGUGCAAGAUGUCUGUUUAUUUGUAUUGAUGGCGAGGCCAUAGUUGUCAUAGGCCUUAGCAAAGUGAUAGAGCAUUUGCUGCAUUUUCAGUUCCGAGCUUACAUUUAGGGCACAUUCAUCAGCAAACAAGAGGUCUCAAAUAACAAUUUCUUUUACUUUCUGUAGUAGAGUGGCAUCUGGAGGGUAGGGUGUGUGUGUUUUUGUUUUGUUUGAUUGACACACUUUUAAAGACCCUGCUGGUAGCGCCAAAAACUGUAGCUGAGUGGUGUGUGAGACUGACAGUUUGACUAACAUGUUUAAUAUGUAGAAACUUGAGAAAAUCAGGUCUUGAGGACUCUAGCUUUAUUUAGAUCCAUAAACAAUGCCAAAGAAAAAUCUAAAGAAAAAGUCUAAAGAAAAUAUCCAGAGAAAAGGCUAGAGAGAAAGGGCAAUGUAUGAAAAGAAAAAAAUAGUACGGGUUAACAAUUUCCUGAUUAACAUUGAAUUAUAAAGUUAACAAUAAACAUGUUACACUGUUUUGUAAAAGCAUGGCCUACAUUGCCAUAUUUUGUAAUAGCUCUUGCAGUCUCCUAAGAUUAAAUAGCUAUCCAUCUGUUCUGUAUCUUAUAGGAAUGCUGUCACUAUUGUUAAGAAAAUUUCUGCUGAGAAUUCCAUGCUAAAAAGUGUUGUGGCUAGAAUGCAGCCAUGUGUUAUGCGCCAUUUGUUACAGGAAAAGUCACAGAAUCAUCUCCAGAAUCCAUCACCCUGCCCAUCAUGCCAUCAUGGAGUUGACAUACUAUUCCUAUAUAUAUACUGUAUUUAAUUUAAAUAACAAUUGCAAUAAUCAAUAUAUAGAGAAAUAAGCACCGGGGCGCCACAAGGCUGCGUUCUCUCCCCUGUACUGUAUACAAUAUAUACCAAUGAUAUUCAAAGCUCAAGCGACACCUUUCCAAUCUUAAAAUUUGCUGAUGAUACCACCAUCUUUGGCUUAAUAUCUGAAUGAGAAGGCUUAUACCAAAACUUAGUUACAAGCUUUAUCAAUAGGUGCAAUGAAAAUCAUCUCCAGCUGAAUGUCUAAAAAAAAAAGGAAAUGGUUGUUGAUUUCAGGAGGGGGAAACACCAGAUAACAGAUCUCAGCAUAAAAAAUCAAAGCAUAGAGAAAGUAGAGGCAUAUAAGUACUUAGGCAUCACCAUUAAUAAUAAGCUAACAUGGCAUGAGCAAGGUCAAAUGCUGUAUGAGAAAUUGUUUACCUCAAAAAAACUGUACAAUUUUGGGGUAAAUAAGCGAGUCAUUAACUUAUUCUACAGUGCAAAAAUUGGAAGCCUACUUAAUUUCAGUAUUACCUGCUGGUGUGGGAAUUCAACAUCUGAUAUUAAAUACCGCAUAAACCGACUAAUCAAGAAAGCUAGAAACAUAACACAAACUUAACAUCCUUCACUUGAAGAACUAUUUGAAGAAAGAUGUUUUUGAAAAACUAAACACAUUUUGGAUGAUACAUCCCACCCUCUUCAUCCUAGAUACUUAGGAUCGGGCCGUUCGGGACGAAUUCUUUCCAUCAUGGCGAGGACUGACCGAUAUAAAAAAUUCUUUUGUUCCCCAAUCUGUACGAAUUUACUAGCGUGCUCCCCCUGAAGUCACAAAUCUUAAUGAGAACUAAUAAGUCCCUGAUAUGGCUAAGAGAACUCACGGAAUGGCUGCUAGUGCAAAAUUUAUUACAAAUGUCUUGUUUCAAAUUGUUUUUUAUAUGUGCUGAAAAUGUACAAUGCAAUCAUAAAACAUUUCCAUUUGUUUGGAUCAAUAAAAGAAUCUUAUCUUAUCUAAUCUUAUCUUAACUAUGAUAUAUAUAUUUUACUUUUUGUUUUUGUGAGCCACCGUCUUUUAUUUAUUUUGAUUCUAACACAUUAAACACUGUCAGGUGUCAGAUUCUCUGCAUAUUGUUGGCUUAAGAAUUCAUAAUAUACAUGAAAUUUUAAGAACACAAUAUUUGACAACUUGAAUACCAAUACAAGACAAAAGAAUGUUGUGGCUGGUGUGAAAGCCUUCAUCAGCAAAUACUAAAAAAAAACAACAAAAGAAUAAGAAAAUCAGAACUUAGCUUGCUACUAAAAAAUUCUGGACAUAAAGUGUUAAAAUCCAACUGGAAAACGUUACUAAGGAACUAUGUAAUACAAUUACUUUUACAGUCUCCCGAUUGUCUUCUAUUGUUAUUCAAACCGUCACAUGAUCUUAUUAUUUCAUUCAAACAACUUCUGCACAGUCUCUACUAAAUGAGGAUUCUCUGCAUGUUAUGGUCCCUCACCACACAAACCAGCCCAUCAAUUAUGUUGAACAUCCUUUCAAUUUUAUUCAUGGUAAAAAAUAAAAAAUUGAAUUUACAUCCUUUGUAGUAAACAUCUUUAUUGUUUGCUAAUUACGAAGACUGGUUUCGACUAUUUCAAAUUUAUUUAAACAUUACACUAAUUUGCGGUUGGCAGUUAAUUUCUACUAUCUUUCAAAUGCAAAGCAGACAGCUUUUAAACUUAUUCUCAUUUUACUUUACAGAUUCUUCUCAACUGAACCUGUGAUCCCAUUGUGAGAUGCUCAAAGCAACAAGAUAGUCUUGGGUCUUCUUUAAACUUAGCAUUAUCUGUAACAGGCUAUGAGAAUAAUCUUCAUUUGCAGUAUUAUAAAAUCAGUAUUACUAUUACCAGUUAUUUAAAAUUAUGUUUCCCAAACAUAAUGCUAUGGUUCCUACUUAUCUAUGUUUUUUAAUCUUUAUAAUUUACACUAAACAUAAUGAGGUAAAUGAGAGUUGAUUUUCUUUUUUAUUGGGUAAAUGAAGUAAAAAUUAAGUAAAAAUGUCUAACUCAUCCAUUGUAAAAUAAAUAAUAUAGUAACAAGAUCAUCUGAACAACUAUUGCAUUGAAGAAAAUUUAAACAUUUAUAUUCUUAUAACAUUAAUAGAUUUAAAUGUGUCCAAUAAAAAUGGUAUUUAUACCUACUGGGAAUGAUAAGAGUUUUAAAAAGGUUUUUUGAUGUGGCUGUAUGUCAAAUGCAUGAUUUAGUAAAAUAGGCACCUGUAUAUGGGCCAAUAGCUCUUUGAUUGUUCUAUGCCUAAGGUCAAAUGAUACAAAAUGUAUUAACCAUCAGAAAUAAGCUAUUUCCAUUUGAUCUGUUAGGAAAUGUAAACAGAAAGUCAUAAUUAUUUAUUUAGAUUCAAAUAUAGAAACAAUAAGGAGGUGAGCUUGAUGUUAAUCAAUUAUGAAACAAAUUAUAAGAGCAACAAAUCUGCUAAAACCACAGAUUUCAUAAAAUAUUGUUAUUCUGUUUCCAUAACUAUAAUUAUAAUCAUGAAAUAAUUGUAACUUAAUAUUAUUAAUUUUUAUAUAAACUGAGAUUUACAUUCUCUGUUAAAGAUAGUCCUAAACUUCCUCUUUAAAAGUUAAAUCUUGACUAGCUUAUGAAGUUAUAUUUACUUUAACAUGAGCAAUUUUAGUUAGUUGGCAUGACCUACCACAAGUAUAAGUGGUUGUUUAAUAUCACUUUACAAUACACAAAAUAUACAGCUGAAAUUUGGAAUUUCGCUACUUUUUUAAUCUUUCAGAUUUUGGCAGUUUUAUGUGCUUAAAGUAUGAUAAAGCUCAAUUUGUGUUUGAAUGAUUAUGUCUGACACUUUUAAUUGAAAUAAAAGGUUCUAUACACA
This is a messenger RNA of Lymnaea stagnalis (great pond snail), 4823 nucleotides long. NCBI's taxonomy places the organism in Eukaryota, Metazoa, Mollusca, Gastropoda, Lymnaeidae. The record is from the annotation of a GenBank genome assembly.